AUGGACAAGAUUAGAGAGCGGUUAGUUAUUUGGCUUCGGUGCGAGGCAUGCUCUACAAAAGCACAAAGCAGAUACUACGGUGGUGAAAAAUAUGACGAGAAUGACGAAGGUGUUUUGGAGAAGAGGAAUCAACUUGAAUUGCUUGUCCUCUUUCCACAGUCCGUGAGGCUUUUUUUUAAGGAUUGUCACCAAAGGCAGUCGUCACUUUAUACAAUUCAUCCCAGUCCGCACUCAUCCAUUGCUUUCUUUACAAGUCCACUUUCAAGAGGCGAGCUGCUCUAUUCAUCAGGUCAAAGUCGACUUCAGUUGCAUAUUCGUGAAGAUGUUCCAUCCGCUUUGAAUAAAACACUCGAUUUUCUCAUUUUUGAAAAGGCCAUUACCAAUGUGUGCAAAUUACCCAAAUUUCCAGCAACAUUGGAUGAGGAGGCUGCAGCUUUCCGCAGCCAUGGAUUCCCCCUCCUAGUUUGGCCUAGGAAUCGUGACAAGGCGACUGUUCAAAAGUAUCUUAACGACAACUACCCGGAUUGUGGCCUGUGGUUUAGGGAACUUGACAAGUGUCAGACCUGGCUGAACGAAAAGUGGAUUCCACUGGCCGAGUACUUGGGCCUUGAAACCCCGACCAAAUCUGGCUUCACCUCUGCGGUGUUGCAAAACCUCCCGCCAGAUUCAGUCACUGCCACCUUCGUUAAGGAACGCAUUGCAUGGCUGUCAAAUUACUGUGGUGUCCUUCAAUCCUACCUUGUACAUCGCCGUAUCGCUACUCCGGGCUUUCAUCACAAUCCUAUCCACCGUCAGCUAAGAUAUUUACAUGGCGAGCGUCAGAAGACAGUGGCCGACGACUCGGGUUUCUUCAACGUUGCAGGUGACCGCCUGCUGUGCCUGGGCAGGUCGGCUGCGGCGGAUAGCAGGGUGGUGGAACUCCACAUUCACGAAAUGGCUAAACAAAUAGCCAACUCGCAACAGCGCGCCCAGUUCCUAAGUGUCCUCCUACCUUUAGCUGACCUCAAAAGUGCUCUUUCGCAAGAGCGUGAUGCAACAGCAAAUUCUUCGAACACUAGGUCUCUCCGGGAGGCAAAAGCCGGUCUUAUGGAAGCUCUCAAUGCAGACUCUGAAGAGGAGGCCACUCCUGAAGGCAGUAACGACGACGAAAACGAGGCGAUGGACGUGGACAACAGUGAUGAGGGGAAAUCUAAUGGAAAGGAAGGCGAGAAGCAUUCGCGCUCUGUACUAUAUCCUAAUCGCCCAGUUACGAAAGAGAUCAUGGAAAAUCGAGGCAUUGUGAAGUAUCGUCAUAAACGCGAGAGGAAUCCACGUGUACAUCUGCGCUACAAGUACAGGAAGGCCCAAAUCCGCUAUAAAUCAAGGGUACCUAACAUACGGAAGGAGGACACUCCAUACGCCGGCGAGUUGAGGGGCAUCCGCGUUAACAUGAUCAAGUCACACAAAUUUAAGAAGCCCACCUGA
Echinococcus granulosus is the source of this 1464-nucleotide messenger RNA. Its product is annotated as silencing protein. Gene Ontology annotation, cellular component: nucleolus; small-subunit processome. The record is from RefSeq and is a predicted model, not a curated record. The transcript has 10 exons. Gene Ontology annotation, biological process: maturation of SSU-rRNA from tricistronic rRNA transcript (SSU-rRNA, 5.8S rRNA, LSU-rRNA). Lineage: Eukaryota; Metazoa; Platyhelminthes; Cestoda; Cyclophyllidea; Taeniidae. Bases 1 to 1464 code for a protein of 487 amino acids.